AGGAGAGGAAGGCAGGAGGAAACACGUAGAGCCACAACACACCGCCGAGGAGCCCGUGCGCAGCUUCAAGGAGCGACCGCUGCCUUCUGGAGGAUCCUUCCUGCAGGAGGUCUGUUAUCCAGACGGAGCCGGAGGGGUAACCCAUGCUGAGCUCAGGGAGAAUGGAGGAAUUCGUAACCGAGGAGGAAGAGCCGUGGUACGACCAGCAGGACCUGGAGCAGGAUCUGCACUUGGCGGCAGAGCUGGGGAAGACUCUGUUGGAGAGGAACAAAGAGCUGGAGGACUCCCUGCAGCAGAUGUACAUCACUAAUGAAGAGCAAGUGCAAGAGAUUGAGUACUUGUCGAAGCAGCUGGAGGUUCUUCGGGACAUGAACGAGCAGCACGCCAAAGUGUACGAGCAGCUGGACGGGACUGCCAGAGAGCUGGAACACACCAACCACACACUGGUGAUGGACAGCAAGGCCUCGCAGCAAAAGAUUGAGAGGUUAACAGGGACUAUCGAGACUUUGCAGAACCAGGUGGAGUCUCUGUCAGGGCAGGUGGAGCAGCUUCGCUCCAUGGAGCAGCUCCGGGUCAGGAGGGAGAAGAGAGAGCGACGCAAGACCAUCCACUCAUUCCCAUGCCUGAGGGAGCUUUGUACGGCCCCCAGGUAUGAGGAUGAGUUUGUGGUGGGCAGGGCUGAAAGUUUUACCGUGGAAGCCAAGCGUCAACCGUUUGAAGAAGAGAACCAGCACCUGAGGGAGGCGGUGUCGGCUCUGCGAGCUGCUGUCCGGGCUGAGAGGGGUCGUAGGGAAGGGGUGGAGAGGGAGUGCAACCUCCUGAUAGCGGAGUUCUCCCGGCUGCAGACACGGGUGCAGGAUGCUGAGAGCUGCCAGGCGAGGGUUCGGGAGCUGGAGGUGGAGCUGCAGGAGCUGCAGCAGCUGCGUCGUGCUCGGACUUUCCUGCUGAGCGGUGAGGACGACGGCGUGGCUCUCACCCAGACUGUCCUCAGUAUCACCCCGGAAACUGACACCUUCUUGGAAGUGGAGGUCGGGGAGACCGGAGGGGGCGUCAGGGAGGAGACUGCAGGUGGAGGAGGUGUUGGAGGUGAGGCAUUACCUGAUUCCAGUCCUGUGAGGAAAAGCUGCAGCGACACGGCGCUCAAUGCCAUCGUGGCCCGGGACGCGUCCGGCCGAAGGAGAGGCAGCUACGCUCUUCACGCCAACAGCGUGAGGAAAAGAGGGAUGUCCAUCCUCAGAGAGGUGGAUGAGCAGUACCACGCCUUACUGGAGAAGUAUGAGGAGCUGUUAGGCAAGUGCCGACGACACGAAGAGAGCCUGUGUCACGCCGGCGUCCAGACUUCCCGGCCUGUCUCCAGAGACCCGUCUAUGAAAGACUGUGCCAUGGGCCCCAUCGUGGCACCUCCCCCUACCCCCACCCAAUCACCCUCCACCCCCGAAGCCAUUGAGAGCAUCAGCAAACAGGUGGAGGCAGUGGAUAAGCGGCUGGGGCAGAACACUCCAGAGUACAAAGCGCUUUUUAAGGAGAUCUUCUCUCGUAUCCAGAAGACUAAGAUGGACAUCAAAGCUACCAAAGCUGCCAAAUCUAGCAAACCUGGUAAAUCUGGUAAAUCUAGUAAACACUAAAUUUGCAGCGACUGGCUCUAGAGAGGAUGACAUCAUUGCUAUUUCCUAUAGAGGGUGCUACUUUAAAACGGCUAAAUUCAAGUACAGUUCAGGUUGGCUGAGGUCGAAUCAGACUCCUGUGAUCCAGAGCUGAAACCUUCCAGAAAACAAAUAAUCUGAUUUGCAUCAAUUUGAAAACGUUGCAGAGCUUCAAGCAUAAAAAUGUGAAUAAUUUCAGUUCAGCCACCCAUUCCAAAAUCUGUCCUGGCUUCACUGCCUUACUAACUGUACCUAAAACACUAAAGGGUACCUAAGUGGUGCAGCUCGUGAGCCUCGCGAGUGCACUGAAAGCUAACGUUACGCAAAAACUAAGAUAAUUGCGUAUCUGAGGAGAGACACGAGUACAAGCAAAAUCUGUUAUUAACACGAACUGUAUGUGUUACUUUGAAUAUAAAGAACAAAACUAGCAUUUGUGUCAGUAUAAAUAAGACAAAGAUUGAUUUCCUCACCUCACACGCCGCAGUGCAGCCUGUCAAAGAUGACCUCGAGGUGCUACUUUUACUAAUAUCACUGCUUACGUUAAUUCUGCUGAAACAUUUUAGUCUGGAUGAGGUUCCACCUUCAUGUGUGUGACCGUACUUUGGUUUGCGAUGCCUCAGCUUUUGAGGAAUAGUUUGAGAUUUUUGGAAAGCGUUCGAUUAAAAAAAUCCAUACAAAUAGCAUGUUUAUGUGGUUAAUAUGGAGCUACAGCUCAUACUAUCUACCACCCUUUUAUCAUGAAACCUAGCCUGGCUCUGCUGACAACAACCACGUUGUGCUUUUGUGGGGUUACCUGCCAGGUUAUUUCUUGACCAGGAGCAGAAAUAUUAUGAAUGAAUAUAAUACAGAGAGCCUGAUGGAUACUGGAUUUUGGGGGCUAAUAACAUUUCUAGGGAGUAAAUAAUCCUCUACAGUACUGACUGUGCUCAAAACCUACGGCUGGCUGAUACCUCACUAACAGGGUUACCUGCUGAGAUUGAGUAACAUGACGGUGGUCAGGGACGGGCGAUGUUAAGAAUAUUUUUUAUUAACUCUCAUGCAGUACAUUUCACAAAACUGGCAUUUGUCAAGCUGACACUAACAUAACUGGUAACCAUGAAAAUGCAUUUAUAUAAUCUAAGCUAUCAAGUUGCAAAUAUCCACAGUUUGCACACUGGGGAUCUGUUUAGCAUAUAUGCAACCAGGUCUUGUUUAAGGUUUGAUUUGAACACAACAGCUUACCGUGAAGUCGUCUCAGCUGUUAGGCAGUGCUGCAGACAGGGUUUCUAGUAUGUGAUAAAACCAAGUUCCUCAAGGGUCAAAGAUUCUAAUGCUCUGAAUGGACAUUUGAGGUCGGCUCCAGAAGUGAGUCAGUCAUCAUGUUAAAAGGCCUGGAGCAGACAUUAAGCACGUUCACAGUUUGGUCUUCUUCUCUUCAGCCACAGCGGAUCAUCUGCCUCCAUCUCACCGUAUCCCAGUAUCCUCUCCUGUCACACGAACCCUCUGUACGUCCUCCUUCACUACAUCCGUGAACCUUCUCUUCGGUCUUCCUCUUUUCCUGCCUGGCAGCUCCAUAUUAAACAUCCUAGAUCCACUAUCUCUCCUCUCUAUCUGUCCAAACCACCUCCCUUACUUUCUCUCAUACCACAAAACCUGAGCUUUCCCUCAAACCUAAGCAUCUCUGGUCCUGUCCCCGUUGGUCACUCCCAACGAAAAUCAAAUCAAAACUAGCUGAUGCUUAAAAAGUUACACAGGAAGAUCAGAGACCUGGCCACCCUGUCUGCAGACAGUGCUGAGAGUAUUUUCAGAGCCCAUCUCUUCUGGACAAACAGUUUGAUGAUCCCAUUUUUCUGCUAAUUAGAAAUGAAAGAAAACGCCGGUAUAUCUGUGAUAGGCCCAGUAAAUGCUACAAAGCUGCUGUCUUAGAGACAAGUCUGCAGACGGUUGUUUUCAUUAUUUCCUGGGCAUUAUGACCUCUCAUACAGAACACAGUGAAUAUUAUGACCUCUCAUACAGAACACAGUGAAUAUUAUGACCUCUCAUACUGAACACAGUAAAUAUACAGCAUAAGCAUGUUUGGUUGUUGGGGAGAACACUGAAUGAAGGUUUGUGAGGAACUCGCUUUUCUUUAUUAGCUACACAGACUCACUAAAUAGCUGAUGUGUAACCAAUAUAAGGCUUCAAACCAGGGCUUUUUCUAACACCUAGCAGUCUUACCAAACUAUAAAGCUAACCUGCAACAUAUUGCACCUUUUUCACAAUAUACAAUACCUAUGCCUUUUUUUUCUUGGUAACCUCCUGUAUGUAAAUCUUUGUUAUAAUGAAUGUUAUUACAGUUAAAUAUUUUAUACGCAACUCUUCAGCGUCCCGGAGGACACACAGGCACAGCUGACGCCCGAGGGACCCUGUAAGUGUGUUUAAAGAAAACACACACACACACACACACACACACACACUGUGGAGGAUGGAUCCGAACAGUUACUGAACAGCUGUGGUGCGUUUGAGGUCAGCGCUCGUGUCUUUUAGAGUGAUCCAAGUGAAAUGAGAGAAUAUGUGUUAGCAAUGCCAAACCAGAGCCUGUUAUUAUUUUAAAAAGGCUCGUGGGGGUCUCUGUACUGUAAUGAUUUACCUGUUGCACUUAAAAUGUCUGACGCCUCAGCUUUUCAUAUUUAGAAUAGCUAUUAUUAAACUGUACCUGUAUUUUUUAAUUUUGUGUGAAUGUUUUUUUUCUUUAUCAGUGCCGAUAUGUGAAUGUUGAUAACAUACUGUCAGAAUAAACUUAUUUAAUUUGCUUUACUUUUAUUAUCCAGUUGAAACGUGCGUUAUUACUUCAUAAGAUAUUGGCAUUAAUGUGUAGUCUAAUCUGGUAUUAGUUCCAAUUAUUACUGAACUAAGACUU
This is a messenger RNA of Archocentrus centrarchus (flier cichlid), 4521 nucleotides long. RefSeq names its product cerebellar degeneration-related protein 2-like. Bases 144 to 1625 code for a protein of 493 amino acids. The transcript is spliced from 6 exons. The record is from RefSeq and is a predicted model, not a curated record. NCBI's taxonomy places the organism in Eukaryota, Metazoa, Chordata, Actinopteri, Cichliformes, Cichlidae.